AAGCUAAUGCGAGGCAUGGCAGCCUCAGCAGGAAAGGCGCCACCAAUCGAUAAAGAGGAUCUCCGCAAACCAGGAAAGCUGGGGAAUGGACCCAACCGUAGGGCAGCACAGGCUGAAUAUGAGAGACUGAGCCGAAUUGCGCUGGAGAACAUGCCAGAGCAAGGUGAGGAAGCAGUUGCCACAUCACCGCUGGCUAUUACGGAAGGUACCGACAGCGACAACGGCGUGCACCUGCCACAGUCACACAACGACCAACGGCACCAGCAACAACGACAGCACACUCACCAACAUACGAAGCACACAGGCGCACUCGCGGUGUCAAACGGUCACCAUAAACACGAUCCGAAUGGGAGAGUGCCGGAGUUACGGAGCUCAGCGAACCACGAGAACUAUCCUGUGCGAGGGACGGGUAGAGGUGAGCCAGCGGGCAAUACAAAUAGUAGGCAGAACAACGGCAAUAGCAAUAGUAACACGUACGCCAGUGGUAGCAGCAAGCAGAUGAACAAUAUAGUGGGUGCUAAUAACGAGAGAGUAAACGAGAAUGCGAAGGCUACGCAUAGCGGAGAGAAUGCGGUGGUGCAAGUAAGCGCCCCCGACGGUGGUCAUUCCGCACCCGGACCGCAUAACGGGAUCGGUCCGAACUCAAUGUCUAGGGGUGCUGCGGCGAAUGGAUCAACAAAUAGUACACAUAUGGGCACUGUUACAACCGGCAGUGGCAACAACAACACGGCCACGGGGAAUCAACACACGGUCACACGCCCCCAAGGUAGUACACACGCUACAGCUCAGUGGAACGCCGCCUUGAGUACGACUGGCGGUAAUGGUGUGAACAAUAACGCAAAUACAGGCGGGGGUAUACGCGCACGCACCUAUCCGUCUGGGAAUGCUUCGCCGAGUGUAGGUAGUGCGAAUGCAGGGAUGGCUGCGAAUGCUAGUCCGGGUAUGAGGCCGGUCAAUGGUGCACAGGCUGCAGGGGUGGAGGGUGGGGAUUCCAGGGGUGUGGGUGUGGGUGUGGGUGUAGCAAGUGCGACGCAUAACAGCAGCGGCAAUAGCAUGGCUAGUAUGGCCGUGAAUGGACACGCCAGACCGAACAACACACACAGUAGCACGCGCGGACAAGCGCAGAAAACAGCCACGUCCGCCAACCGACCAGUGACCGUCGGUUCGCACAGCACGGGCAUACCACAUACGCACUCUGCAACUGCACAACCUCGGAAGGCAGGCGUUAGUACUACCGCUGCACCGUAUAUCAGUGGGGGCAAUGGGAGUGGUACUGUGCAUGACACGCAUAGAGCAGCUAUCGCAGGCAUCGACGCCGGUAUGGACAAUGCCAGCACACACGCGAAGGGGUCUCCGACUGUGCUAAGUAGGCCCUCGGCCACCGGUGCGCCUGACAACACCCACACGGUGAUAAGUACAGCUGCCAGCCAGUACGCGAAUGCGAAUGCGGGCAUAGGCACAUCUGCAGGCGCGAAUACGGCCACAGAUACAAGCACGGGUGCGGGUGCCCCAGGGUCUGUUACUAUGAAUAUACACGCUGAACUGCCUGUGCCGAAGAAGCUCCCUGGCAUGGACAUGUCGGUGCCUGGAGGUAAAGGAUAUAGGGCGAAUCAGAACGCGGUGUACAAUGCGAAGAAUGGGAAGAAGCCAGGGACAAGCGGAGGGGGCUCAAAUAGUCAGAAGCGGACAAUAAGCGGACAGAACGGCA
Sphaeroforma arctica JP610 is the source of this 1708-nucleotide messenger RNA. RefSeq lists its product as hypothetical. The transcript is spliced from 3 exons. The annotation marks the transcript as partial. Lineage: Eukaryota; Ichthyosporea; Ichthyophonida. The record is from RefSeq and is a predicted model, not a curated record.